Colletotrichum spaethianum is the source of this 261-nucleotide messenger RNA. RefSeq names its product cytochrome b-c1 complex subunit 8. Gene Ontology annotation, biological process: mitochondrial electron transport, ubiquinol to cytochrome c. NCBI's taxonomy places the organism in Eukaryota, Fungi, Ascomycota, Sordariomycetes, Glomerellales, Glomerellaceae. The record is from RefSeq and is a predicted model, not a curated record. The transcript has 2 exons. The coding region runs from base 1 to 261 and encodes 86 amino acids.
AUGGAACAACGAGCUGACGGGGUCACAGGUGGCGAGAAGCAGAGAGGUAUCAUCACCUACGGCAUUGCCCCCAACCGUCAGAACCCCUUCGCCGGCGCCGCCCACGACGCCGUCUUCAACACCUGGCGCCGCUUCAGCCAGCAGGUCCUCUACUUCCUCCCUCCCCUGGUUGCCGGCUGGUACAUCAUGGACUGGGCUACCCACCGCAACCACUACCUGAACUCCAAGCAGGGCCGUGCCGAGUUCGGCGACGAGGAGUAA